AUGGCGCCAAGAGGAAGACCACCCAAAAAGACUGCCGAAAAUACGAGAAUGGAUGCUGCUAUGGAUGCAAUGGGACAAUUUGGUUUUAAGAAGAAACUUGUUUGGAAAACGGUUGAGGAGCUUCUUGAUGUUUAUGAAGGGACUCAAGGAUGGCCCUUUAUUGAAGAGGGUUCUUAUAAGCUUCUACUUGAAAGUUUACUUUACAAUCAACAAACUUGUGUUGAUGACAAGCUAUCAGGAAAAGAGGGUUAUUUGCAGGAUGAUACAAGAAGGGAUGAUGUUGGUGAGAUAUCAUCAGCUGCUACUCUCAAAACAGGAAUGACUGAAGUUGGCUCCUCUGGUCUAGUAGCUCACGACUCCUUAUCGCGUGCAAGUGAUGAUUUGAACUUUACAUCUCAGACCAAUGAUCAUCAUCAAGAUUCUGCUCCAACUAUUAAUCAAGAAAUAGAAGCUGAUGAGAAGGAUACCAAUGUGCCCACUAAGAGAGUUGAAGAUCAAAAAGGCAUCAGUGUAAAGUCUAAAUGA
Vicia faba (fava bean) is the source of this 525-nucleotide messenger RNA. NCBI's taxonomy places the organism in Eukaryota, Viridiplantae, Streptophyta, Magnoliopsida, Fabales, Fabaceae. The record is from the annotation of a GenBank genome assembly.